This is a messenger RNA of Lycium ferocissimum, 1146 nucleotides long. RefSeq names its product F-box protein PP2-B10-like. NCBI's taxonomy places the organism in Eukaryota, Viridiplantae, Streptophyta, Magnoliopsida, Solanales, Solanaceae. The transcript is spliced from 3 exons. The record is from RefSeq and is a predicted model, not a curated record. Gene Ontology annotation, molecular function: protein binding. The coding region runs from base 35 to 784 and encodes 249 amino acids.
UCCUUAUUUUAAAAACUUUUAUAGGAAUUGUGACAUGAAUUCUUCCAAGUCCAUUGCUCCAAUGAAUUAUUUCGAAAAGUUGCCAGAAGGUUGCAUAUUUGAGAUUAUUUCACGUACAACUCCAGCAGAUGCAGUAAGAUCAACAAUUUUAUCAAAAGGAUUCAAGGCUGCUAUACAAUCAGAUGAAAUUUGGGGAAGAUUUUUGCCUUCUGAUUAUCAAGAAAUAAUUGGUAGAUCAGAAUUUCCUCCUGUUUGCAACACCAAAAAGGAGCUUUAUUUUAGCAUGUGUGAUUCUCCCAUUCUUCUUGAUGGAGGCAAACUGAGUUUUUCACUUGAUAAGCAUAGUGGGAAGAAGUGUUUUAUGAUAGCACCAAGAGAGCUUAUAAUUUCGUGGGGCGAUAGGUCAUCCAUUUGGAAAUGGAGGAAAUACAGCAAUUCCAGAUUCUCAGAAGUGGCACGUCUUGUCUCUGUACGUUGGUUGGAUAUUCGUGGAAGAAUAGGAACAGAAAUGUUGUCACCAAAGACAAAUUAUGCUGCUUAUUUGGUGUUCAAAUUGGUAGACCAAAAGUCCUUUGGACUGGAAUCUACUAAUGCAAUCAUUAGGUUUGUUAAUUAUGAGACCGACUCUGAAACUGAAAAACAAGCCAACACAGUGCAACUUGAAACAUUGCCCCAAGACAGAAGGAUUUUUGGAGGAAAUCAUAAUCAACAGAUUAUAGCAAGUGGGAAAAAAUCCAAAAAUGAGAGGAGAUGGAUGGAUGGAAGUAGAAUUGGGAGAUUUUAAUAGCAAGGAAGGUAUUGAUGGACCUGUUGAAGCAAGAUUGAUUGAGAUUAAACGUCUUCAUCCAAAAGGUGGACUCAUUGUUGAAGGAAUAGAGUUUCGUCCCAAAAUAAUCGAAUACAAGUUAGAGGCGGAUAUAGAAUUUUAAGUUUAUGAGUUCUGAACUAUAACUUUUUUUGCUUACUGGGUUCGAGAUAUAUUUCUUUAUACUUAUUGAUUAACUGAAUUUCUUAGUACAAAUGCAGGGUUUGAGUCAAAGUUACUGGGUUCUCGGAACUCGUAGCUCCAUUAUGGCUCCACCCCUAGUUAUUAUAAUGUAGUUGAACUGCGCACAAGUUUGGCUCGGACACCAUGGCUAUUUUAAA